This is a messenger RNA of Heterocephalus glaber (naked mole-rat), 2173 nucleotides long. The record is from RefSeq and is a predicted model, not a curated record. Lineage: Eukaryota; Metazoa; Chordata; Mammalia; Rodentia; Bathyergidae.
CCAAGAAUUGGAAACCAAAGAAGACUUUGAAUGAUACUUGAACAGAAAAGACAUGGCACUCUUCACACAGACUUUUAAAAUGCCAAGUGUUGACUUCUAAGUUUUUGAAUUAAUAGUCUGCAUGAAAGAUCCGGGGAUCAGAAGGACUAUACAUGGUGAAUGGCCCACCACACUUUACAGAAAGCACAGUAUUUCCAAGGGAAUCUCGGAAAAACUGCAAAGUUUAUACCUAUAGUAAGGAUGGGACCUUAUUUGCCUGGGCCAAUGGAGAAAAAGUAAAUAUUAUCAGUGUCACUAACAAGAGACUACUGCACUCCUUCGACCUCCCAAAGACAGUUUGCCUUGAAUUCUCGCCCCAAAACACUAUCCUGGCAACAUGGCAGCCUUACACUACUUCUAAAGAUGGCACAGCGGGGAUACCCAACCUACAACUUUAUGAUGUGAAAACUGGAACAUGUUUGAAAUCUUUUAUACAGAAAAAAGCACAAAAUUGGUAUCCAUUCUGGUCAGAAGAUGAAAUCAUUUGUGCCCGAAAUGUUAACAACGAAGUUCACUUCUUUGAAAACAACAAUUUUAAUACAAUUGCAAAUAAGUUGCAUUUGCAAAAAAUUAAUGAUUUUGUUUUAUCACCUGGACCCCAACCAUACAAGGUAGCUGUCUAUGUUCCAGGAAGUAAAGGUGCACCUUCAUUUGUUAGAUUAUACCAGUACCCCAACUUUGCUGGACCUCAUGUAGCUUUAGCCAACAAGAGUUUCUUUAAAGCAGAUAAGGUUACAAUGUUGUGGAAUAAAAAAGCCACUGCUGUGUUGGUAAUAGCUAGUACAGAAGUUGACAAGACAGGAGCUUCCUACUAUGGAGAACAAACGCUGCACUACAUUGCGACAAAUGGAGAAAGUGCUGUGGUGCAAUUACCAAAAAAUGGCCCCAUUUAUGAUGUAGUUUGGAAUUCUAGUUCAACUGAAUUUUGUGUUGUAUAUGGUUUUAUGCCCGCCAAAGCAACAAUUUUCAAUUUGAAAUGUGAUCCGGUGUUUGACUUUGGAACUGGUCCUCGAAAUGCAGCCUACUACAGCCCUCAUGGACAUAUAUUAGUACUAGCUGGAUUUGGAAAUCUGAGGGGACAAAUGGAAGUAUGGGAUGUUAAAAACUACAAACUUAUUUCUAAACCAGUAGCUUCUGAUUCUACGUAUUUUGCUUGGUGUCCAGAUGGUGAGCAUAUCUUAACAGCCACAUGUGCUCCCAGGUUACGUGUUAAUAAUGGGUACAAGAUUUGGCAUUAUACUGGCUCUAUCUUGCACAAGUAUGAUGUCCCAUCAAAUGGAGAAUUGUGGCAGGUUUCUUGGCAGCCAUUCUUGGAUGGAAUAUUUCCAGCAAAAACAGUAACUUACCAAGCAGUUCCAAGUGAAGUACCCAGUGAGGAGCCUAAGGUUGCAACAGCUUAUAGACCUCCAGCUUUAAGAAAUAAACCAAUCACCAAUUCCAAAUUGCAUGAAGAAGAACCACCCCAGAAUAUGAAACCACAACCAGGACAUGAUAAACCAUUAUCAAAAACAGCCCUUAAAAAUCAAAGAAAGCAUGAAGCUAAAAAAGCUGCAAAGGAAGCAAGAAGUGACAAAAGUCCAGAUGUGACACCCACUCCUGCCCCACAGAGUGUACCACAAAACACUAUCUCUCAGUCAACUUUUGGUGACCCUGAAAUAGACAAAAAAAUUAAGAAUUUGAAGAAGAAACUGAAAGCAAUUGAACAACUUAAAGAACAAGCAGCAGCUGGAAAACAGCUAGAAAAAAAUCAGUUGGAGAAAAUUCAAAAAGAGACAGCCAUUCUUCAGGAACUGGAAGAGUUGGAAUUGGGUAUUUAAAGAUUGACUGAAAGCAAAUUGAUUACUAAAAAUCAGUGCAAACACAUCUCUGUUAAACCUAUUGGCGUAUCUGAAAUGUCCAUGUGCCUACAUUUAAUAUUGGUCUGCAGUUUUAACCAUUUAUCCAAGAUUCUGCAUAUGUAUGAAAUUACUUAAUAAUUGUCUAUUAAUUGACAUUUACAUCCUGUAUCAUGUCAGUACAUGAUAAAGAAAAGAAAUAUCUGAAUUUUUCAGUUAAGCUGGACAGAUUAAGAGACAUUGAUUUUUAAUUGGGGACAGUAUUUACUGUAUAAUGAAUAAAAAUAUUUUAAAUUCAA